Branchiostoma belcheri (Belcher's lancelet) is the source of this 1209-nucleotide messenger RNA. RefSeq names its product fucolectin-like. The transcript is spliced from 3 exons. Lineage: Eukaryota; Metazoa; Chordata; Leptocardii; Amphioxiformes; Branchiostomatidae. The record is from RefSeq and is a predicted model, not a curated record. The annotation marks the transcript as partial.
CUUCUUGUGUUCUUCUUCUUCAUCUCUAUAGUUAUUACCGGGCAAAACAAGGCCGAGAACCGCCCUGCGACCCAGUCGAGUACUGCAUUAGGAGGAGUCGCUAGCCGCGCUGUGGAUGGAAACAGAUUUUCCCGCUUCUCGGGUAACUCCUGCACCCACACGCAAACGGAGUCGAACCCGUGGUGGCGAGUCGACCUGGGCAGCAGUCAGUGUGUGGCCUGGGUGCGCAUCUACAACCGGGAAGACUGUUGCCAGGAAAGGCUGGACGGCUUCACGGUUCACGUGGGCGACAACCCCGACGUGCUGGCCAACCCUACCUGUCCCGGGGGACCGUUCUCCAUCAGCAGACGCACGAACAAUAAGGGGAUAAACUGUGGCGGACUGACCGGCCGAUAUGUGGGCGUAGCUCUGAGAGGCUCCGGAAAAGUCCUGACACUCUGUGAGGUGCAGGUCUUUGGAGAGAGUAGGGGCCGGAAGCGAGGAGGAUAUUAUGGAGCACUCACAGGUACAGGGGCCCAGGACAACGACUUGGAGAUGGAAGCCUUGGAGGAAGACGCCUUUGAGGAAGACGCCUUUGAGGAAGACAUCUUGGAGAAAAAAGCCUGGGAGGAAGAGGCCUUGGAGGAAGACGCCUUGGAGGAGGCAGCCGAGAUCGAAGGCUUGAAGGAAGAGGUCUUGGAGGAGAUAGAAGCCUUGGAGGAAGCAGCCUUGGAAAAAUAGGCAUGCCAGAAAGGCGUCAACAAUGGCUAGUGACGCCCACGAUAUUGUGGCUUAAACUUCAAGUGUCUACGCUUUAAGUAACUUUCAGUAACUUAACUCUCAAGGAACUUUGAAUUAGUGAUUCCAUGGCAGCGGGUUAAGACACUGCAGUCUUGUCUUAACCUCUAAGUCACUUGACACUCCAUGACUUAACCCUCAAAUGACUUAGUUAUCCAGUGAUUUGAAUUGAAAGGGACUUAAGAGAAAGUACCAAGUAGGGUUAAUCAUAAUUCCUCAAAAGUCUGACAUACUUUCAUAUGCACAAUCAUUAUUGUCAAAGAACAGACGUUACUAUGACAAACCCACACACAAAAGUCGGUAGAUAACUUGAGGAUUGAGCAUACAAUAAUUCUAAGAAUAAGCUUAGUUUUUUUUCUGUUUGAUUAAGAUCUCCAUUGGUGUUAUUUAAAUUUUACACUAUUCUUCCUGGAGUCCUCAAGGGUGAUAAUG